UUCCCUGUUGACGGAAGCAGCCCUCACUGACGCUCUCACUAAGCUAGCCUGCUAGCAGCUAGCUGGAACAGCUUCCUAACACCCAUUGGUGACGUCCAAGACCAGGGGAACAACUCUAAUCCUGCGAUAUCCACCAUGGAUUUGAAUGUUAUCUUGUCGCAGCUCGAAACCGUCGGCGAAGAGGACGUCGAGGAGUUGCUGCGGCAGUAUAUUCGUAAGAAUAGACACACCUUCAGUUUCGACCCGAAGGAGGAAUCCCUCCGCAUCAAGCUGUGCCAGAGUGUGUUGUCAGUUCUCGGGAGGCAGGUGAAGCCCGGCUGUCAGAAGACAUGUCUGGAGACACUCCGCAUCCUGUCCAGAGACAAGCGUGUCCUCGCACCUGUGGCCACCAGGGAGGGCAUGCUGAUCCUGGGAGGGAUGGCGAGGAUGAAAGCUGGGCGGGACGGCGGCAAUAACCGGAUCGUCUCUCGGGAAGACGCCCCGUCGGAGGAGGAAGAGGAGGAGGAGGAGAGGGUGGUGGUGGUGGAAGCCCUGAAGUGCCUGUGCAACGUGGUGUACAACAGCCCCGCCGCUCAGCAGGUCAGCGUGGACGUGCAGCUGGCGGAUGGCCUCUGUGCCACCCUGCGCACGGCCCGCACGUGGCACCACGAGGUGGGCCUCUUCACGCUGCGCCUGCUCUUCCUGGUGUCCGCGCUGCGAGCUGACGUGAGGGGGGUCUUGAGGCGAGAGUUGCGCGCCGUGGCGCUGCUGACGGAGGUGCUGGAGCACACCCUGGGCGUGAGCUGGGUCGGGCCCUACGAAUGCGCCCGCCCAGAUCCGCAGGCCGUGGCCAUGCCCGCCGAGGACAACGAGAGAACCAUGGAGGCGCUCAAAGCCUUGUUCAAUCUCACGCUGUCUGACACCGGUGAGAAGGAAGAUGACCACCAUUUCCGACUCAUUGCUGCCAUCUUGUGUCAUCUAUUGAUGCUGAAGACUGAGACCGAGAAGAAAACAGAGGAAGCACACAGCCAUGCCAUCAACCUGCUGAAUAACCUGCCUGUGUCCUGCCUGGAUGUGUUAAUCGACGUGCCCGUCCAGGGUGGACUAGAGAUGUAUGGUGGAAAGAAUAUGGAUGCUGUCCAGAUGUUAAUAGACUUCAUGGAGAAAAGGAUGGACAAGCAGGGCUCCAACUACAAAGAAGGUCUGACUCCAGUGCUCAGCCUUUUGACUGAAGGAUCCAGACAACACAGGGAGAUCCGCAGAUAUAUCAAAGCUCAGGUACUUCCCCCACUGAAAGAUGUGAAGAUCAGGCCGGAGAUCGGCACCACCACCAGAAACAAGCUGGUUCGCCUCAUGACGCAUGUUGACAUGGGUGUGAAGCAGACGGCUGCAGAGUUUCUCUUUGUCCUCUGCAAAGAAAGCGUGGACAAUCUGUUGAAGUACACCGGGUAUGGAAACGCAGCAGGACUCCUGGUGGCUCGAGGACUUCUCGCAGGAGGGAGAGGAGAGACUCAGUACUCCGAAGAUGAAGACUCUGACACAGAGGAAUACAAAUCUGCCAAACCAUUCAUUAACCCAAUCACCGGUCAUGUGGAGGAGCCCAUGCCAAACCCCAUCGAAGAGAUGACCGACGAGCAGAAGGAGUUUGAAGCCCAGAAACUUGUCAAUAUGUUUGACAAGUUGUCAAGGCAGAACGUGAUCCGGCCAAUGGGGGUCCGGCCUGACGGAACGUUAGCACCUCUUGAAGAAACUCUUUGUGAUCAACCGGAGGACUCCGGAUCAGACUCUGACUAGUGCGCUUCACAUGGAGGCCCAAUAUUCCAGGCUAAGCCCACUCGGCCCCCAACACAUGUGGAACUGUGUCCUAAUUUGAGAUCUGGACCUUUUUGUUUUUUUUACGGGAAGGUGACCAUGACGAUGGGUCUGUCAGCGAUGAAAACACCGGGCUGAACCGAGUCUGUUACCGAGCAACAGUAGUGGAAGUCAGUCAAAAGAUCCACUCGCUGUACCAAUACCUCCCAAUAAAUGACACUCUAUUAACUUAAAGAUGCAGAUAUCAGUACAAUGUGUCGAUACGUAGUCAACGCUACUCGAGGGGUGAGCGACGGGAAAAAUGUGGCUAUGGAUACGAGAAUCAUUCGCGAACAACAAUAUGGCUCUAUAAACUACCAACGAGUCUCCAAAAUCCGCUGGACGAGGUGCGUAGAAAAAGCUGUCGACUGUCCCCUAACUUCCCUGUCUUUUCUAUUCUCUCUGUGGAUCAGGUUGAUUAACAUAUACAUGUACCUUCUAUUUAUCUGCAAGGUUAAGUCAGGUCUAGUUUAAGCAAUGUGUAUAUAUGGUGGCUGGUCAUUACGCAUUGGGUCUAGAAAUGAGACUUGUGGUGAUCCGGCUCUGAACGGGGCAGGAUGAGUAACGGUGGACUUGAUGCGUGGCAGAAAGGGGGCUCAUGAUGCACAAGAGGCCUCCGUGGUUACUGUUGCACUAAGAGUUAAUAAUAUAAUUAUUUGCUGGAACACGUGCAUCUUACUGAGAGCGCAGUUGUUAUGGGUUUGGUAGUGUCACUAGGUUUAAAAGUCAUUCCUUCACCUGUGCUUUGGUUUUUCACAUUUUUCUUCUUCAUGAUGAUUUUGUCCGCUCUGUAUUUUACACACACAAACAUGAAAUCAUUAAACUGUUUAAAAAUAAUGGGGCCCAAAGGAUGGAUUCACAGUACACAGUUCAGUGUUCUUUCCUUCCACAUAUUUUUAUGCACAUUUUGAAUUGCUACAUUAGAAACGCUGAAAGAGAGCAAUAAAAUCCAAUAAAACUUUGUCUCAAGUUUAUUUAAGUUACUUAAUGUGAUAAAUGGAUCGUGGCCGAACUUUUGCAGAGUCGAUUAUUUAAUUUAACUAUCAUGAAUGAUUGUCGGUGUCUUCUAAGAUAUUCCUAUGAUUGCUUGUGUUUAUCUUUGGACAUGGCACGAUGGCAGCGGACAAUACAACAAUUAAAUCGUGCAACACAACAAACUGCUGUUCUCCACCGUCCCACCUCGACUUGUUUGGUCAAAACUCUUCUUCUGCUCCAUCGACUGGCAGAUUAGACGGUUGGCCUGCAAACCUCAUCUAUGGCCAAACAGCGCCGUAGCAGCGUUGACCUCCGAAGCGGUUCUUGGAAACGCUUGAUUUGCUUUUCUCUUUUUGUGAGCCUUCAGGAGUUUGCUUAAAAUAAUUGUGAGAAAAAUUAAUGAAAACAAGGCUUGUGUAGUUACCAGUUUCUCAGAAACCUUCAGAACUCAGGGCUUGUUGGUUUACUGUUGUGAAACUGAGAUUUUUUUCCAUUUGAAGCUGACCGAUCGUGAAUAGAAUGUUUCUGCCAUCACUGCAGUGAUUGAUCUCUGUUCCAUUUUACUUUCACCAAAUCUGUAUGCCGCUCGAUCAGUUCUCAGUGACGGGUCUUUUUCUAAUUCACUUCAUUUGGGGGGCUAAUUUGAUAUGAAUCUGGGUAUAAACUCAGACAAACUUGACUUUCUUUGUUGGUACAAUUUCCUUUUAUGUUAAUGGUGCCAGUUCUAAAGAAAGCUGCAUGUUUGUUACAAAUUUUACACUAUAAUUUGUUGUAUUAUAAGAAAAUUACUGAGCCCAGAGAAAAUAAAUAUACAUUUUACCUGA
Molecule: messenger RNA, 3629 nt
Organism: Gasterosteus aculeatus aculeatus (three-spined stickleback)
Lineage: Eukaryota; Metazoa; Chordata; Actinopteri; Perciformes; Gasterosteidae
Product: chaperone Ric-8B-like
Biological process (GO): G protein-coupled receptor signaling pathway
Cellular component (GO): cytoplasm; plasma membrane
Molecular function (GO): guanyl-nucleotide exchange factor activity; G-protein alpha-subunit binding
Source: RefSeq, a predicted model, not a curated record